CCCCCUGGCCAUUCCCUGGCUCCGCCCCUGCAACCAGUUUCUGUGUCUUGGUUGCAUGGGGAGCCAGCACGUAACAGGGAUGGAUCCAGCUGGAGAGCUUUUACGCAUGGCAUCUUUUGGAGCGUCUGUACAAAUAGCAUCGUUGUAAGAUAAUAGAAACUUCAGAGAAUACCAUUAAGGCUACUUGUGGACUGUAUUGCCAACAAUGAGGUACGGAUUGGUGGUCCUUGCUGCUGGGUUCGCAGGUUUGCUCACUUUCAGCCUCCUCGCCUUGGCUAUUGGGACUGAUUACUGGUACAUCAUCGAUGUGAACAAAGACAACCACACAGGUCCCGACGACCUGAGUUCACAUUCUGGACUGUGGAGAAUUAUUGAAGGAGCAAACAGAAGCUCAGUCAUCCCCUCUUUCACAGCAAAUAUGUCCAGCUUGUCGGAGACAGAAAAGCAGCUUCUUGGCUUACAUAAGGUAGUGGUCAUCAUCCUGCCCCUCAGCCUGGUGCUGCUGGUGUUUGGAUGGAUCUUUGGACUCGUCAGCUCGCUGGCCUGUAGCCCCAGCUUGCUGGUUGGAUCGGCAUCAUAUUUUCUCUUCUGUAGUCUAUUUACCCUCACUGGAAUAAGCAUCUACAUCAAAUACUCCAACCAGGCCAUGGAUGAGUUCCAGCGGGUAGUAUCCCCGGAGAGCCUCGCCAACGUGAAAGUCUCCUUCGGGUGGUCCUUUGCCUCAGCUUGGCUCUCCUACAGCCUGGAAGUGGCCACUGGCCUGCUGCUCAUGUUGGCUGCCAGAAUCAUCCAGAUGAAGGGACACUAUGACUUAGGUGUGUCCGUUGCCAUGUUAUAGGGUGUUGAUGUUUGAUGCUGAAGUGACACUCAAAGCUUGAAAUGGAUUGCUUUCAUCGCCAUCGAUUUAUUUUAAGAGCCAAGCUGGUCAGGUGCUAAGAGAAGAGAGUGUGUGCAAGUAGCAUCACUUGCAUUGCUGCCACCAUACAUGCUGAAGAAGUGAAGCCGUUUCAGGAGCUGUUAUUUUUUCAUUUCAUGCUGGUUUGCAAUGACUACCGCUACCUUUUAUCCUGCGAGUAUACUUUUCUUUCCAGGGUCCUUGUCCGCAAUGAUAAAUGAGGGCCGCACAAAUAGAUAAAAGUGGAAACCCAUCCUGAGAGUGUUUAAUCUAGAGAUUAACUUUCUAUUUUUUUUUUGUCUAAAAGUUUCUGCCUUGUUGUUGUCCAAAUACUGUACAUUUAUGUUUAAAGCUACAAUCCUGUGAGUCUCUUGGUCCCAUUAUUAUAUAUUACACUGUAGAUUUUCUGUGAGAUAAGUCUUGAAAGAUGUCUGUAAUUUCUAGAGAACGGCCUCAUCUAUGAACCAAAUGUAAAUAGGAAGGCAUCAAAAACGUCAAGUUAAGUUGAAUGGGAUCAUUUCCGUUUUGACGUGUGCUUUAUGAACUCUUCAUCUUGAGGAGGACUUCUGUUCCUCCUCUACAUCCCAAUCUUAUGAUGCUUUCAAAUGCAGUUCAUAUCAGUGGUUCAGGGUGUAUCAGUCAGGUGGAAACAUUGCUGAUUCUGCAAAGAACCAAAUGAGCCAACCAGACGCCAGCACACAGAGCUGGUCUAGCUUUUGGUAUUAAAGCAGCUGUUACAUGGUUGAUGUAUGUGCCAGAUAAAUUUGUAUUUUGCAGCUUUUAAAAACAUUUUGGUCGAUGUAGUAGCAGUUAAGAAAAAUGUUGGCUGUUGUGUGUUAUGAAAAUACAUAAAUGUUAUCUUAUUCCUGUUCCUAUCCUUAUGGUAGAUGCUUAAAUCUUGGAAACAGGGCUGAGGGGAAGUGCACUCUGGGGGUUGUUGCAAGCUCCAUCAGCAGUACAGAAUAUGUGCAUGAGUUACUGCCUGCUUUGCAGUAGUCAAAGGCUUUAUACUGUAAUAUCUUGUCUGUCCUUUGACAUUUCUAGAAAUGAGACCUCUGCAGCCUGGAGGUAGAAUUGAACAUUUAGAGGUGUGCAGCCCUUUAAACUUUACUGUGAUGUUGUAAAAAGACAGGAAAACCCUUAGCACUCAUCUUAAGAAAAAUGGUUAAAAUGCCUUUUUUAAACUGGCUAAAUGUAAGACUUAAUUAAAAACGGUUUACUCAGACAUGUUUUAGAGUCAAGCCUUCUUCAAGAAGUUACAGAUGCAUGUGGUAAAACCAAGCAGGAACCUCUGGCCGCGAGAAAUUAUUUAAAUGCAGAAGUGCAAAAAAAACUGCAGUUCCUCGAGUGUCCUCUUGAUGCUAGCUCCAGAAGUAACGUAAACCACAUACACACCAAUUCAAAAAAGCUGAUCUUUACAGCAAAAAUAAACAUGUUUA
Notolabrus celidotus (New Zealand spotty) is the source of this 2334-nucleotide messenger RNA. RefSeq names its product transmembrane protein 235. Bases 206 to 838 code for a protein of 210 amino acids. The transcript is spliced from 4 exons. The record is from RefSeq and is a predicted model, not a curated record. NCBI's taxonomy places the organism in Eukaryota, Metazoa, Chordata, Actinopteri, Labriformes, Labridae. Gene Ontology annotation, cellular component: apical plasma membrane.